AAUAAAUGUAUUUAUCCUUGUUUCUACACGUUGUUAUUUGCACGAAAUUUACGUGCUGUGUUGAUAUAUAAGCUAGCGGUUCGCUAAAGUUAAUCAUUCGAGGUCUUCACAUUGCAUUGAAUAGUCAAUCACGUUUACAAGUUUGAUAUCAAUGGCUGAUAACGAAGAACUGCAAGACGAGCGACCACGUGGUUAUAUUUGCAGAGAUAAUUCGGAUAAUUCUAGAGACGAUGUUGUUUCACAGUCUUUUGAUUUGAUGAGAAAUUACUUUGACCAGCAAUUUAAUUCGCUAAAGAGAGAUUUAAGAGACGAAGUGCAUACUUCUUCAAUCGAAACUUUUAAACGUUUUCGAGGAGAUUGCAGUUCUUACACGUUCAAGUAUAAAGGGAAUCAGCGUCAACAUACAUUCAAUUCUGACUUGAUUCAAGAUUUAGAAUUAACUUCAGACUUGCUCAAGAAAGGUGAAAGGCGUCAGUCUGUUUUGGACAGCCUCUGUGACAUUCGUAAAAAACUGAGUCGGCGCAACAAGCUCAUAAAAAUUGCAGACAAGUCACCCGCUGGUUGGGAUACAGUGAACGAGUAUUUAUCAGACGAACUUGCCAGCGAUAGCGAGGAUGACAAGAAGCUCCGUCGAGCGGAAAAACGGGCUCUUGAGAAGAAGAAACCACGCCCGACCAAAAAGCCUAACUCGAGCGCUUCGUUCACUUCUGGUCUUGUUUCUUCUUGUAUGGACAGUCAACUCGGUGCAGCAGUACUUCCGGGUAAUUCGACUACACCAAGUUCUUUUCGUCAGUUUCGACGAAAUUCUUCCUUCAUCCAAUGUUUCGCAUGCGGCGGGAUUGGACACACCCGACCAGAUUGCCCAAGCAAAAUGCAGGCCCCAAGUACAAACCCUACUACACGUGGAUUCAGCGGACUCUCGUGGCAAAAAGGUGGAGACUUUCCCUCUCAAGUCGUCAAGCAUCAAGGCAGGGAGUCAACAGAAGAUAAAUGAUGAAUUUAAUAAUGAACCGAUUGAGUAAUAAAGUGUACGGUGAUCCAGAGUUAUCCUCCCUGGCUGCUUCACUUCCGGAAGUCGCUCUUUCAUCAAAAGCCUGUAAUACGAGUAAAAAAUACCAGAGAUCCUACAACAGUUGGAGUAAAUGGGCCAGACAGCAUGGUUUGGUCGUUUUCCCUGCCAAUGAUGUGGAUUUUUCUUUAUAUUUAGUGUCUUUAAUACAAAGUUGUAAUUCUCCAUCUACUGUGGAUGAAGCAUUUUAUGGUAUGAAAUGGGCUAAUGAUUUAGCAGGAAAUUUAAAUAAUCCGUGUUCAUCCUUUUUAGUGAAAUCAGUCAGGGAGGCUGCUCAUAGAAUUCUGGGACAUCGUGUUUCUAGGAAAG
Messenger RNA from Ruditapes philippinarum (Manila clam), 1378 nucleotides. RefSeq lists its product as uncharacterized. The record is from RefSeq and is a predicted model, not a curated record. Gene Ontology annotation, molecular function: zinc ion binding; nucleic acid binding. Lineage: Eukaryota; Metazoa; Mollusca; Bivalvia; Venerida; Veneridae. Bases 152 to 994 code for a protein of 280 amino acids. The transcript has 2 exons.